Rotaria socialis is the source of this 2059-nucleotide messenger RNA. The record is from the annotation of a GenBank genome assembly. Lineage: Eukaryota; Metazoa; Rotifera; Eurotatoria; Philodinida; Philodinidae.
AUGAAUCUUAACGAUACAAACAUAACAAGUGAUAUUCAACUUGUACAAGAACUACAACCGAUCUUGAAAAAAAAGUGUCAUGGUAAUCGUAGUGAUCAACGUUUUCGACAGAGCUGUCGUAAAAAAAACAUGGAUGAAACAACUAUAACACAAUUAAUUGAACAACGAAGAAAUGAUCGUAAGAGAAAUCCAACGGAUCAAGCGGCGAAUAACACUGAUAUUAAUAAACAAAAUAUGCAUACAAAAAUUUCAGAUAUAUCUAUGGGACAUGAACAAUCAUUAGAUAAGAAUGGAAAUCAAAGUAGAAUAAUAACAACGACAAUCGAAAAACCAAAUAAACGUAAAAGAGAUGCUCUACCAAAGGAGAAAACCUAUAAUGUUGCUAAAUCAUCGAGUCAGUUAUCAUUUUUUCAAACAUCUAUAAAGAAGAAGAAGAAAAACAAUAAGAAACAGAAGAAGAACAAUAAUAAUAAGAAGCAGAAGAGCAGAAUAUGGCGAAGCAAAAUUAAGAAAACUAUUAAAAAUAGGAAUCAUCGGCAAUCGGCUUAUUUAAAGGUAUCCUGGAACACACUAAUGAACAAUUUAAAAAUACAUCUAAAAAGUCCUCUUAAAAAACGAAAUGAGCAAAAAUUCGUCUAUGCACGAUUAUAUCUAUUCGACGAAGAAUUUACUUUAGAUCUUGAUCAAUAUUUAUGGAAAUCCUAUUUGGAUCUUGGAUCACAACAACAACAACAACAACAGCCAGAAGUUUGGCCAAGUGAAGUCUAUAGAAUGGCCAAAACCAAUGAACCUGAUUUAUGUAAACAAUAUAUUGUUGAAUAUUUGAAUGAGAUUAAAAUUCAUCUUGAUCUAUGUCGUAUUAAAUUAAAUACACAAGCUCAAUCAUGGAUAUCAACACUUCCUUCACUAGAAAUACUCGAUGACAAUCUUAAACAAUAUGUUCGUCUACAAAACAAACAUUUAUCAACAACAAUUGACAAGCAAUUAGCACGAUAUAAAAAUGUUCUAGAAGAAAAAAAAGUAUUACAACAAAUAUCGUUCUAUCUAACACCGAAUGAUCAGGUACUCAUGGAUGAAUUAAUCAAUUUACAACAAAUACAGAUACAACUUCUGGAAGAAUUUAAUAUGUUAGAACAACGAAUAAUUUGCAAAAUAUUACCUCCUAACGUCGAUUCUCUAGACCAUUUAAUUCAAUCUCAUCUGUAUACACCUUUGGUUCAUGAUACAACAUCUAUUGAAUUCAAAAUUCAAAGUGAUAGAAUUAUACAACAAAUAAAACGUACAUGGUUAAAUAUUUACUAUAAGGCUUAUGAAAUGAAGAUUCAAGAGUAUGAAAAACAAUACAAAGAAAAUCUACAUAUGUUUCAACUACGAUUUGAAUGUAAAAAUAAUAUCGAUCGAAUAUUUCGUCUCAAUUCAAUAAAAACUUAUUUAAAAAAUCGAAAACAAAGAAUGAUUGAACAGAUCUGUAUAAAUAUGUCAGGUUAUCGAAAAAAAUUACUAAACUAUCGUAAACGUUUAUCAAAAGCAAAGAAAACUAUAGACGUAUCUCCGAAACCAAUUUUCUAUCUAUUAUAUAAUCCUUUCAAUGAUCAGGAACAUGAAAAUCUUUGUAAAGGUCCGAAUUAUAUAAGAAUGAAUCAAAGUGCUGUUGUAUCCUAUAAAAAACGAAAACAGUUAACGAAGAAAGAACAUGAUAAAAUUAUUAAACAAUUGAAAGAUUACCUUGCUAUAUAUCAUCGUGUAGAUCGGACACUACCAAUUUAUGAUAUUUUUUCAGAAAAUCUUCAACAACGUCUCGACCUGCGUUAUAUGGCUCCGUUAUCAAUGUCUAGCCGAAUUCGUGCUCAACGAGAAAAAAAUAUUGUCCGAUCGAUUCAUCGCAAAUUGAAAAAAUACAAACAUCUUGUUCGUGUUACUGACAAAAGUGGCGUAUUUUGUGUUCUUCGUACUCAAGAUCAUGAACAGAAAGCACUUGAAUAUCGUGAAAAAACAAAAGCUUAUAAAGAAUUAUCUUCGAAUCCAUUUGAAGCGACAUUAAAUAAAGUUAUUCGAUUAC